Messenger RNA from Theobroma cacao (cacao), 1588 nucleotides. Its product is annotated as alpha/beta-Hydrolases superfamily protein. NCBI's taxonomy places the organism in Eukaryota, Viridiplantae, Streptophyta, Magnoliopsida, Malvales, Malvaceae. The record is from RefSeq and is a predicted model, not a curated record.
UUAACUCUAUGGCGCUAGCAGUUAAUUAAUGGCCAGAAAUAAAACCAAAACAAAAAAAAAAAAGACUUCCAUCUUCUUGGAUGGUCAAAUUACAUGUCUUUCUCUCAGUGGAGACCAAGAUCCAAAUUAACUCUUCUUUACCCCCACAAAUAUUUUAUUUCUCAAACAUAUAUCCCUCUCACACGUAAAACAAACAAAAAUUCAUUGCAUUAAACUCACUAAGGAAUGAUUUCACUCCCUCAAACAGUUUCUGGUAUAUGAUUCUACAGUUUCUGAAAAAAAAAAUGACAAGGUGCUUCAGUUUAACCGAAGCCAAAAACUGGUGCUACAGAUUUUCCUUCAACAAAUCAGGGCUUCGAUCCACUAUUACAGACCUCCAAGAUGGCACCAUCAUGCACUGCUGGGUCCCCAAGAUCCGCAAAGACUCCAAACCUAACCUCCUCCUUAUCCAUGGACUCGGUGCCAACGCAAUGUGGCAAUGGGGUGACAUCCUACGCCAGAUGAUCCCUUACUUCAACAUCUUCAUACCUGACCUUCUCUUCUUUGGAGAGUCCUACACGACUCGGCCUGAACGCUCCGAGUCGUUCCAGGCUCAGUGCGUGAUGCGAGUUAUGGAGAAAAACUCGGUGAGGAAACUCAGCCUGGUUGGCCUGAGUUACGGUGGGUUUGUUGGGUACUGUUUAGCAGCGCAGUUUAGUGAGGCUAUUGAAAGAGUGAUGAUAUGCUGCGCUGGGGUUUGCAUGGAAGAGAAAGAUUUAAAGGAAGGGGUUUUCAGGGUAUCCGAUUUGGAAGAAGCUGCCAGGAUUUUAGUACCGCAGACACCUGAGAAGCUCAGGGAACUCAUGGGGUUUUCUCUGUUUAAGCCGCCUCCUUUGAGUUUGCUACCUUCUUGUCUGCUCGCAGAUUUCAUUGGCGUGAUGUGUACAGAGUAUACAGAAGAGAAGAAGGAGCUGAUCCGAGCUAUACCCAAUGAUCGAAAGAUUUCAAACAUUCCCAAGAUCACUCAGCCCACGUUGAUUUUGUGGGGAGAAUAUGAUCAAAUAUUCCCAUUGGAAUUGGGUCACAGGUUAAAAAGGCAUCUGGGGGAUAAUGCUCACCUGGUUGUUAUCAAGGACGCGGGACACGCCUUCAACAUAGAGAAGCCCAAGGAGUAUUACAAGCAUUUGAAAUCUUUUCUAGUCGAUUGGCGGCCUCCUCCAGCCAGCCCUCCUCCCAAGAAUGAAAACCGUACGUUAUCUUGCAAUGCAGUAGAGGUACAGCCUUGAAAGUGAAGUGCAACAGCAGAGCUUGUAUGUAAUUUCUUACCAUCUUUAACUUCAUCGGAAAAAAGAAGUGAACGUCUCAUUUUGAACAGAAAAACAGAAAACCUAUUAAGCUAUUGCAAAGGAGAGUCGUUGUUCGAUACUGCCAUUUCCUUCAGAGCAUCAGGUGCUUUUUUUAGUGUUUUCUUUUUUGAGUAUUUAUUAGGGGAAUCCAAGGUACAAAUUCUUGCAAGUUUGUUUUCCCCCUUUGCUAAAGCCUUACAGGUAGUUUCACAUACAUAUAUGUUCACCCUCCCUAAUAAAUGAAUUUCAGUCAUUAUUUCUCC